Messenger RNA from Cucurbita moschata (crookneck pumpkin), 2944 nucleotides. RefSeq names its product zinc finger CCCH domain-containing protein 55. The record is from RefSeq and is a predicted model, not a curated record. Gene Ontology annotation, molecular function: metal ion binding; RNA binding. Lineage: Eukaryota; Viridiplantae; Streptophyta; Magnoliopsida; Cucurbitales; Cucurbitaceae. Bases 338 to 2287 code for a protein of 649 amino acids. The transcript is spliced from 8 exons.
AGAACAGAGCAAGCAGUGCAUAUAAUACACACGUAUGACAAGAUUUAUACUGUUUUGACAAUUACUCUUUUAACUUUCAAGUAGUAGAUCUGUAAUCUUCUAUCACCACUACGCCAUUCCGUUUUUCUCUCUCCUGUUUAGAGAGAGAAACCUGUCACUCCCUGCUCCUCUUACUCUACUAAGCAAACCCACUUCGCUAAAUGCUUCAAAACCCUACUGAUUUCUGACCCCAUUGUGUGUUUUUCUUGGGGAAAACGGAUUUUCUUGAAGACCCAUUAAGGUUUUUGAGGAUUUGGGUUCUUGGGUUUGUGUUUUCUUGAAGAAACAGAGGAGAAAAAUGGAUGCAUAUGAAGCAAGUAGUUUGGUUUAUGCGAAGAUCAAGAACUUGGAGCCUGAAAAUGCUUCGAAAAUCAUGGGGUUUCUUCUCAUUCAAGACCUUGGCGAUAAGGAGUUGAUUCGUUUGGCUUUUGGCCCUGAAACCCUUUUGCAUUCAUUGAUUUUGAAGGCCAAAGCUCAUUUAGGGUUUUCUUUGAACUCUUCUUCUUCUUCUUCUUCAACGCCCUCUUCGCCUUCGCCUCUUAAUCCCAUCGCUAGACCUUCCAACACUAACCCUUUCUCUCAAUCUAAAAACCCUUCUUCUUCUCCUUCCUCAACAAGUUCUUGGUCGUUUUCAGGAAUCACUAACAAUGUCAUUAGCCCUAAAUCCACUUCCCUUCUUUCUUAUGACUGUAUUCGAGCUCCCCCUUUUUCAAUGCCUCCAUUUUUGCAGCACAAAAAUGGGUUUGGAGAUUCUGAAGUCAGUGAAGAGCCGCAAGUUAACGAUUACCUUUCGUUUCUAAACGAGUCGUCUUCUUCAAGAGGUGAGCAGAAUUGGAGUCAAUCUAUGGAUAAUGCUGAGACCCCUUUUCAUAGAAGGAGCUACUCUGCUAGUGAUGUUUGUUUUGGCUCAGAAGAUGGUGGAUUUGGAGUUGGGUAUAAGCCUUGUCUUUACUUUGCUAGAGGGUUUUGUAAAAAUGGUAGCAAUUGCAAGUUCUUGCAUGGCGAUUUCCCUGACUUGGUUGAUCCUUCUGCUGCCAUUGUUGGGUCUCCUAGCAAACUAGAGGGCUUGUUUGAUCAACGUGAGGAGUUCAUGAGAUAUAAGGCUGCUCAACAACAGAGAUUAGCCACUGCUUCUGAGUUCAUGGCUGGAGUUUCACCUUCUCAGUAUAACAAAUACAUCAAUUUUCUACUUCAACAACAGAAUGAAACUCAUAGAGCUACAGCAGCAGCGCUCAUGAUGGGAGAUGAGUAUCAAAAGUUCGGCAUUUCCAGAAACGAAAGGAACGAUUUCUUGGCUUUGGCUGCUGAGAAGCGAAAUUCAGCGUCGAGACAGAUUUAUUUGACAUUCCCAGCUGAUAGCACCUUCAAGGAUGAAGAUGUUUCAGAGUAUUUCAGCAAAUUUGGACCUGUGCAAGAUGUUAGGAUUCCGUACCAACAGAAGAGGAUGUUCGGGUUCGUUACGUUUGUCUAUCCAGAAACAGUAAAACAUAUAUUGGCAAAGGGGAACCCACAUUUCAUAUGCGAAUCACGAGUUCUCGUGAAACCAUACAAAGAGAAGGGAAAAGUUCCAGAAAAGAGGCAGCAGCAUCAACAACCGCAACUCGAGAGGGGAGACUUUUCUCCUUGUUUGAGCCCCUCUGGACUGGACGCUCGGGAUCCUUACGACCUAAACCUCGGAGCAAGAAUGAUGUAUAACACUCAAGGGAUGAUGUUGCGUAGGAAAUUAGAAGAGCAAGCUGAGUUGCAGCAAGCACUCGAACUUCAGGGAAGAAGGCUAUUGAAUCUCCAGCUUCCCGACUUGAAGAACGAUCAGCUACACCACCAUCACCCACACAAUUUACCUAUCUGUUCACCAUUAUCCACCGAAUCGCAUAAUCAAAUGAAUCAGAAUAUUUAUCCUCCUGAUUUUAUAAACCAAGAAGCUUCUGAAGGUCAUGAGAAUAACCAAGUAACUACCAACAAUGCGAUGAGCACGCCGCAAAACUUUCAGCUGGAAGAGAAUCCUUGUUUUAUCCAAAGCAAAGCCACGGAUGACGGCUACAACUCCAAACUGCUCGAAAUCCACAAAAGUGUUGAGCAGGUCCUUCCUGAUAGCCCAUUUGCUUCUCCUAAAAAAUCUGCAUCGAGCCAACAUCCCGACUUUUCUUCUGUUAAAGCGGACGGGUUUGGUCCCAAUACAUUACCGUCAUCGUCUCAGAGCAAUGCAUCACUGGCUACCGGUCUUGCUGGUGACAUAGCUGCCCCUUAAUUAACCUUUUACCCCACAGCUGAAUGGCAAGGUCCUGUUAUCCUCUUCCUUGUGGUACCUCACUUUCCAUCAUGCUAAUUUUAGAAGUCAGUUAUUCAAAGUAAGAUACAUUACUUUCCUUAGGUUUCUAUUCCUUGUGUGAAUCUUUUAAAAUAUAGGCAAUAACUACAAGAGCAUGGCCAGCAAAUAUCAACAAUGUUAGGAAAAAAAAUUAGAAAAGCUUAUAGCAGGCAGAAGAAUCAUCCCCCGGAUGUAUAGCGAAAUUAUACCUACUUCGAAGAGUAGAUCUAUUACUACUAUAGAGAGAAGAUCUCCACAAGUAUCAUCUUCAUCAAUUUUACAUACUCCUAACAGCAAAUACAUAUAUAAAUUCAUACAUUUAGGACAGAUGAUUUGGUUUAUGAGAGUUGAGUUAGGGUCUUCUGUGUUUAUUAUUAUUAUUAUGUUGUGCUGGACCAUGCUGACUAAAGAACUACGGUCGUCGGGUCGGGUUAACUCCGUUUUACAUUUUGCAUCUACACAUAAGUUCUUCUGUUUGUUCCUUGCAUUAUUCAUAGUUAGGUAGAGUUUGAAGUUUCUGUGAAAGCUCACAAGAGCCUGUUGUGUAUAUAGUAGUAGGGUUCUUAGUGGAUAUAAGAAGACUUGAGAAAUUUGUUG